Molecule: messenger RNA, 417 nt
Organism: Trichoderma reesei QM6a
Lineage: Eukaryota; Fungi; Ascomycota; Sordariomycetes; Hypocreales; Hypocreaceae
Exons: 3
Coding region: 1-417 (138 amino acids)
Source: RefSeq, a predicted model, not a curated record
AUGGCGAGCGCCCAGUUCGGCAAUGAGCCGAGGAGGGUUGCGCAGUUCCGCACUGCUCUUGUGAUGUAUUUUGUGAUACUUGAUAUUGCGGCGCAGAAGUCAUCCAUCACGCAAGGCAACAUUACUAAUGGCUUCUUGCUUUGCAGCCUUCACAAAGAGGGAAUGAGAAGCACGUCCGAAACCGACCACGGCGCUAGAUGGCUUAUGAUGCCCAUUACUCGAAGAUGGAGUCACAAGUCGCAAAACAGACAGACCAGAGGACGGGACUGGGCCAAGCUCAAGUCCGCUCGCUAUUUCGGCGCGGACUUUGGAAUGGGCACAAUGCCUAGCUCGAGCGCCCAGGACGCUGGGCAACCCUGGCUAUUUCGAGCAGCUCCAGCUGGGCUAGCAAGGAUUACUCACGAAGCACAAAUGUAA